Neurospora tetrasperma FGSC 2508 is the source of this 2790-nucleotide messenger RNA. RefSeq lists its product as uncharacterized. Gene Ontology annotation, biological process: regulation of transcription by RNA polymerase II. Gene Ontology annotation, molecular function: DNA-binding transcription activator activity, RNA polymerase II-specific. The transcript has 3 exons. NCBI's taxonomy places the organism in Eukaryota, Fungi, Ascomycota, Sordariomycetes, Sordariales, Sordariaceae. The coding region runs from base 1 to 2790 and encodes 929 amino acids. The record is from RefSeq and is a predicted model, not a curated record.
AUGUACCAAUGCCAGGGCGUGUGGUUGCGACUCAUCGAGGACCGCGUCUGGGAUACACCAAAUCUCGUACCGGCUGCACACGAUGCAAGCAGCGACGCGUCAAAUUUAAUGUCGUCGGGACAAACGGAAGCUAGCGGCUCCACAGCCGGGCCAAGCUCAACAAGGUCCGGGCCGGGGUCUGGGUCCGGGUCCCGGCUCGGCACUACUCCACUAACCGGCAGCGGCGGCACCUCUUUGAGUUUUGCUACCCCAAUCGCCCCCGGCCCCUCUCCUGGCUCCGAGUUCCGUCCUCUAGCCACUUUUACCCCAGCAACCGGCAGCGCUAGUGAUCCUGUCGGCUCAUCCGGCGCCGCUCCCGCCUUUGGCUUUGGGUCUAUCUCCGGGUCUAGCCCCGUACCCGGCUUCGGUCGAACUUUUCCUCCAAUGUCCGGCGCCGCACCCACUUCUGGCUCCGGGUCUGGCUCCGGGUCUGCGCCCGUGUUCGGCUCCAGUCGAAAUCUUCUCCCAGUACCCAGCACCGCUGCCGCCUCUGGUUCCGGCUCCUUUCUUUCACCACCCGGCAGCGCUGGCAACCCUUUUACUCCAACCUCCAGCCCAUACUCAACGUCCCCAGCAGGAGUCCAUCAAGCUGUCGAAUCCGGGAUGCAUACAACAAACCAAAACAGCCGCAAUUCUUCAUUUCCAGCAUCUCGUGGCGCGAUCACUAUCACCCCUCCUACACCCAACCGUCAGACCCCCAUGGCUAUCCAAUCGCUCACCAACCCUCCAUACCCAACUCCUGUCGAAGUCUCUGGCUCCUCCUCACCUGAUUUAUACUCAACCACAAGGCCUGCAGGGCAAUUGUCUCUUCCUACUAUCCUGCCACGAACCAGUCCCCACCCCUCAGCCGGCGCUCCUCACAACCCAGUCCCUCAGUCUCGCUCCCGCCAUCCCACCCCCUUGCAGCCGAGUCCCAUGCCAAUCGAAUCAUCCAAUAUUCCCGCCACCGAUCCCUUCCGCUAUCUCACCCAAGCUUUCACAAACCCCAAAUCCCAGUUCCCCAGCUGCCCCUCCAACUCAGAGCUCGGCCCUCAGCUGCCGAACUUGGAACUCGUUUACCAUUAUACCGCCAACACUUACAAAAGUCUAACACGAGGAGUACACGAACACAUCUGGAAGGUCCAAGUGCCCAAGUUAGCCUUUUCAUACCCAUUUUUGAUGCACAACCUCAUGUCCACGGCUGCUUUCCACCUAGCGUGUACGGAACAGGAUGAAGAAAAAAGGCAGAAGUGGGGUACCGAAGGCAAUAGGCAUUUCGACUUGGCGUUGAGAGGAAUGACGGAGAUCUUGCGCAAGGAGGGCGUCACGCCGGAGAACUGCCAUGCUGUUUUCGCUUCCAGUUCGCUGUCGUUUAUUGGAGCUUUGUGCGGUAAGGGGCCGCUGUUUGGUCCGGCUUAUAACAGGGAACAGGAAAAGAUACAAGCCCCUAUGAUUGACGAGCUACUGGGAGUCUUCAUACUGGUCAGGGGUAUUGGCAGUAUCGUGGUUGCCCAGGAAGACAUCCUCCACGAGGGCCCUGUGGGCGGGCUGUUCGAUGGCGAACCUAGUGGGGAGGAUCACCCUAGCAUGGACAGAUUGGUGCACCAGCUCAAGGGAUUUUACCAGCGUGUUGGUAGUAUUACAACAAGGCGUCCUGGUUUUUUUGCUUCUCCUCCAAAUCUUGAGGAUACCCGGCCUCCGAUGAGCAACAUCCCAAAGGAACAUCAAAUCAUCCUGGGAGAGGUCACAGCCAUGAUAGAUUCAAUCAAAUUUGCAUUAACCAAGGGUGGAAUACCUGAGCAGGAAAUCAUUGCGGUUUGGCCCAUUACAAUGUCUAGUGACUUUGUGGGCUUGUUGCAAAAACCAAAGGUGCCUCGACAACAACACGAACCCUCCCAGCCAUCCACUUCCGCCACCGGCUCUUUCACAUCACCACCGCCAGGUGGACGAAAUCCGAUCGCGUUAGCUUUACUAGGGUAUUAUUGCUGCGUCAUGAAGGGAACGGAGUGUGAGUGCUGGUUCACCAAGGGCUGGGCCGAGGCACUCAUUAAGGAGGUAAUAGCCGAGUUGGAGGAGUUGGCAGAGGUAACUAUGAACAUGACCUCUGGGAGCGGGAGCGGGUGCGGGAGUACAACGCCGGAGGUUCAGGAAGGGGAUCAUGACCAAGACCAGACGGGGGUUGACGGACCAGUAGAGGUAUGGAGGGAGUGGGUGAGGAGAGAAUGGCUGGAGGAUGCGCAGUGGGCCAGAAAGUGGAUUACCACAAAGGCUGAAGAGGAAUUGCCCAAGCCAACAUUCUUCUCGGGUAACCCUAUGGCGGAUGCCAUGCAUGUGAUGAUGGAUGCUGAGGGUCAGCAACCGGGCGAGGAUGCCCCUGUGAUGGAGCUGGAUACUCAGGAUCAGCAACCGGGCGCGGAUGAUCUGGAUCCUGUGAUGGAUACAACUCAAGAUCAGCAACAGGAUGCCCCUAUGAUGGAUACUACCUCAAGUCAGGAUCAGCAACCGGGCGCCGACGCCCCUGUGACAAAAACUCGAGAUCAACAACUGGACGUGCCCGAACCCGCGCCAGCCGAGGCAACAUCCUUGGAUGUCCUUGUGGCGGGAGCCCAAGGUGAGCAACCAGGUGUGCCCGAAGCACAGGCAGCCACGGGGGCGUCGGAGGAGAACGUCGAUACUACUGCCACUGCGGAAGAGCCAACGAGGUCAAGUAUCGGAUGUAGGUCUAAGAAAUGGAAGAGCAUAUCAGGAGCAGCAAAGAAAGUGGCAUUAUGA